AUGCACGCAACACAGGCUAGCCAAAUGCGCUAGCCAGCACUGUUUUAGCCCUUUUUCUCCUUCGUUCCUGAGGUGCCGGAGCGAAUUUCUCUGGCGUCUGCUUGUUUGUGGCCUACACUACUCUGCAAUCAUGAGUAAGGUUUCAAGAGACGCACUCUACGAGUGUGUAACUGGAGUCUUGAAAGGUUCCAUUGAGAAGCAGCGCAAGUUCGUGGAGACAGUGGAGCUUCAAAUUGCCUUGAAGAACUACGAUCCUCAGAAGGACAAGCGUUUCAGCGGCACUGUCAGGCUGAAGCACAUCCCUCGUCCCAAGCUGCGCAUCUGUGUAUUCGGAGAUCAGCAGCAUUGUGAUGAGGCGAAGGCUGCUGGAUUCCCGUUCAUGGAUGCCGAAGCCCUGAAGAAGUUGAACAAGAACAAGAAGCUUGUGAAAAAGCUUGGCAAGAAGUAUGAUGCCUUCCUUGCCUCAGACACCCUGAUCAAGCAGAUUCCACGUCUUCUUGGCCCUGGCCUCAACAAAAUGGGAAAGUUCCCGACCCAGAUAACCCAUGGUGAAAACAUGAAGCACAAAGUCGAAGAGAUGCGCAGCACCAUCAAGUUCCAGAUGAAGAAGGUUCUCUGUCUGGCCGUUGCUGUUGGUCACAUCAAGAUGGGUGAAGACGAGCUUGUGUCUAACAUUUUCAUGGCUGUCAACUUCCUAGUCUCCCUGCUGAAGAAGAACUGGCAGAACGUGCGCUCUCUGCACAUCAAGAGCACCAUGGGAAAGCCCCAGCGACUCUACUAAGAACCCGGCACCAUUUUUCAUCAUUGUUCUUUGCAAUAUGAAAGUUUUUUUACAAUUUUA
Molecule: messenger RNA, 841 nt
Organism: Sycon ciliatum
Lineage: Eukaryota; Metazoa; Porifera; Calcarea; Leucosolenida; Sycettidae
Product: large ribosomal subunit protein uL1-like
Exons: 5
Coding region: 131-781 (216 amino acids)
Biological process (GO): maturation of LSU-rRNA; translation
Cellular component (GO): cytosolic large ribosomal subunit
Molecular function (GO): RNA binding; structural constituent of ribosome
Source: RefSeq, a predicted model, not a curated record